Molecule: messenger RNA, 1439 nt
Organism: Lotus japonicus
Lineage: Eukaryota; Viridiplantae; Streptophyta; Magnoliopsida; Fabales; Fabaceae
Product: squamosa promoter-binding-like protein 7
Exons: 3
Coding region: 377-1219 (280 amino acids)
Cellular component (GO): nucleus
Molecular function (GO): DNA binding
Source: RefSeq, a predicted model, not a curated record
UUCACUCUUACGUGGAAUCUUCAUAUCGACAGAGGCUUCUCUCUCUCUCUCUCUCACUUCAUUCACUCCCUCCUCCUGCGUGUUCUGAACGAAUAGGCUUUACAGCUCUUUUGGUCAUAAUAAGAGCACUUUAAAACCUCCAUUGGACUAUAACAAACACAGAAACCUGCUAGCUGCACAAUCCUCCAUUAUCUCUCCCUUUCUUUCCUCUUUCAUACCAACCAAAAAGAAAAAGCAAGAUCUCACUCAGAAAUAUAGCUCCUUCUUCCCAUUCCACUUCUGCUAUACCUUCCAAACUCCUCAUCAACUCAACUCACCUAUUCAAAUUCUUUUCUUUUAAUUUCUUUUUUUAUUUAUAAAAUAUAUUCUUCCAAUUAUGGACUUUGGAGGGAACAUGUUCUGUCUUAACGGUAACAGUAACGGUUUUGCUUGGGGGGACAAUUCAUGGGAAACCGCCACUACUUGCAACAACAGUUCAAGGCUAUUCCACAACACUGGGGAGAGCUCCACCGUUAACCUCCAUCAAGCUGACGGUGGUUUACGGCAGCAGCAGUUUCCCUACGGCGGAGAUGGGUCCCACUCCCAUGUGUACGCGGACCCGCAUCUCACUUGCUUGAAGCUUGGGAAGAGGCAAUACUUUGAGGAUGCGAGUGGUGGUGGUGGAGAUAAGAGGGGCAGAGGGUGCAACGGUGGUGGUGGGGUGAAGGCGGCGGCGAGGUGUCAGGUGGAGGGGUGCCACGUGGCGCUGGUGAACGCGAAGGAGUACCACAGGAGGCACAAGGUUUGUGAGAUACAUUCCAAGGCACCAAAAGUUGUGGUGAUGGGGAUGGAGCAGAGGUUCUGUCAGCAGUGUAGCAGGUUUCACGUGGUGUCAGAAUUUGAUGAUUCAAAGAGGAGUUGUAGGAGGAGACUGGCAGGUCACAAUGAGCGAAGAAGAAAGAGCUCACAUGAUUCUGUUGCAAGGAAUUCUCCACAAGGAGAAUGUGCUCUCUCUCUUCUGUCAACUAAGAGAGAUUCUUGGCUUUCCCCUGCUGAUCUCCCCACAAGAUGCAGUGCUGCAUUACGUGAAUUGAUCGCUGAAAACCGGGCAGCCAGCAUGGCUAGGCAGUUUGUUUCAGACAGGGACUGGAAUCUGCACCAUCAUGCAGUGGAAGACUUCAGGGAAAUCCAACCUGAGUCCAAUUAUUUCCCACACCAGAUGUUUCCUCAAACACAGUAAUGGAGGUGCUUGGCCUAAAGUUUAGGGGAACAAUAAUGCAUAAAGGGAGGUCUCUUUUCUAAAGUUUUCAAUUCUUUAUUUUGCUAAGAAAUAGCAAUGUUGAACUUUUUUCUAGGGCCAUGAUGCUAGCUAGACUAGUUAGGGUAAUAAAUUGUAGGAUUGUAUUUGCUUCUCUAAUCAUUGCUAAAUAUUUGCAAGGUUAUAUUUUUAAUAAAUUGAG